Molecule: messenger RNA, 723 nt
Organism: Monoraphidium neglectum
Lineage: Eukaryota; Viridiplantae; Chlorophyta; Chlorophyceae; Sphaeropleales; Selenastraceae
Product: glutamate dehydrogenase (NAD(P)+)
Exons: 7
Coding region: 1-723 (240 amino acids)
Biological process (GO): L-glutamate catabolic process
Cellular component (GO): mitochondrion
Molecular function (GO): L-glutamate dehydrogenase (NAD+) activity
Source: RefSeq, a predicted model, not a curated record
AUGGCCGCAGGCUCUAGGCUUAUACAGGGCCUGGGCGCGUCAGCAGCUGGCUCACGAGCGGCCAGCUCGCACGCUGAGAACACCAACACCUUCCUACGCGAGGCGCUCGACCAGCUGGAGUACCCGGAGCGGCUGCAGAAGCUGCUGCUGACCCCCAAUCGGGAGAUGGUGGUCGAGCUCGUCGUGCAAAAGGACAACGGGGAGAUCGAGGUGUACAACGCGUACCGCGUGCAGCACAACAACAGCCGCGGGCCCUUCAAGGGCGGCCUGCGCUACCACCCGGCCGUCGAUCUCGACGACGUGCGCAGCCUGGCGUCGCUCAUGACGUGGAAGACGGCGGUGAUGGACAUCCCCUUUGGCGGCGCCAAGGGGGGCGUCACUGUUGACCCCAAGAAGCUGAGCGAGAGGGAGCUGGAGAAGCUGACGCGGAAGCUGGUGCAGGCCAUCAAGGAGAUCAUUGGCCCCAGCGAGGACAUCCCUGCGCCCGACAUGAACACUGACUCACGGAUCAUGUCGUGGGUCUUUGAUGAGUACAGCAAGUACAAGGGCUUCAGCCCCGGCGUGGUCACUGGCAAGCCGGUGCACCUCCACGGCAGCCUGGGGCGCGACGCGGCGACGGGGCGGGGCGCGGUGUUCGCCACGCGGGAGCUGCUCAAGCACAUGCAGGCGCGGCUUGGGGUGGGGCGGGAUCCCGGCGGGUUUAGGGCUCGAUGUCGACCCUGA